Messenger RNA from Austrofundulus limnaeus, 876 nucleotides. It is a transcript of the gene crygmx, whose product is annotated as crystallin, gamma MX. Gene Ontology annotation, biological process: visual perception; lens development in camera-type eye. The coding region runs from base 16 to 543 and encodes 175 amino acids. The record is from RefSeq and is a predicted model, not a curated record. The transcript is spliced from 3 exons. Gene Ontology annotation, molecular function: structural constituent of eye lens. Lineage: Eukaryota; Metazoa; Chordata; Actinopteri; Cyprinodontiformes; Rivulidae.
CUUAACACAGGUACAAUGGGGAAGAUUAUUUUCUAUGAAGACAGGAACUUCCAGGGUCGUCACCAUGAGUGCAGCAGCGACUGCCCCGAGAUGCAAAACUUCUUCAGUCGCUGCAACUCCAUAAGAGUUGAGAGUGGUUGCUGGGUAGCCUAUGAGAAGUCCAAUUAUGCUGGCUACCAGUACAUGCUGCACAAGGGAGAGUACCCCGACUACCAGCACUGGGCUGGCUUCAAUGACUGUAUCCGCUCCUGCCGUAUGGUGCCACCUUACAAUGGAAGCUACAGGAUGAAGAUUUUCGAGCGAUCUGACUUUGCGGGCCAGAAUCUGGAGCUAAAUGAAGAUUGCCCGGACCUGCAUGAGCGUUUCCACACCCGUGACAUCUCCUCUGUCAAUGUCAUGGAGGGCUACUGGAUGCUGCAUGAACACCCCAACUACAGGGGGCGCCAGUACUUCUUGCCACCCGGAGAAUACAGACGGCACAAUGAGUGGGGAAGCACCAGCCCCACCAUUGGAUCUCUGAGGCGUGUCACAGAGAACAAGUGAUUCAUGGCUUUUUGUUUUUUAAGCCCUUCUUGACCCCACAGUUUUAAACCUCCUCUCAAUUGUUUCCCUGAUGCCAGUUCUGUCUGAGUGCCUCCAAGCUGAGGUGUCCAAACCUGCAACCACACACUUUUAACGACAGAGGCUUCUCUCGGUUCGAUGUUGGAUUUGGGGCCUUGUUUGGUUGCUUUGCUUUUAAGUUAUUCUCUAACUCAGAGCUCAAACAAAUGUCAGAGCUAAAAUUUUAAUGCUUUGAUUGUUCCAAAAUAAAAUAGUUUUUCCUUGCAGGUUAUACUGGAAUCACAAUAAAUUAAAACUUGAUAAAAGUCUUGUAAA